This is a messenger RNA of Rotaria sordida, 360 nucleotides long. Lineage: Eukaryota; Metazoa; Rotifera; Eurotatoria; Philodinida; Philodinidae. The record is from the annotation of a GenBank genome assembly.
AUGUUAAUAAUAUCAAUUGAAAUUAUAAUAAUGUGCUAUCAAAUUUGUCUGGAAACAUUUAUUUUGUUUCUAUUCAUAACAUCAUUUGUAACAGCUAUUGAAGAAGCGACUUCGUCUACUAAACUGACUUCUGGUGAUACUAAGGAAACAAAUUCAAUUGAUUCAAGUUUUACUUCUAAUACUGAAAAUUCUUUAAUGCAUGAAACCACUAUGACAAAUGAUGUUAUUCGUAUUACAACGAUUAAAACUGAUACCAAUACAACAAUAAGUCGAAUAACGACAACAACAAAGAAUUCAGCAACUAAACAUUCUAUACUGAAUGUAUUUGUCUUCAUGAUCAUCGUGCAAAUCAUCAUAUAA